This is a messenger RNA of Ceutorhynchus assimilis (cabbage seed weevil), 2482 nucleotides long. NCBI's taxonomy places the organism in Eukaryota, Metazoa, Arthropoda, Insecta, Coleoptera, Curculionidae. The record is from the annotation of a GenBank genome assembly.
AGAAUCGCAAAUUUCAAAAAACCUUGGAGUGGAGUCAGUUUUUCGAGUGUAGAGAGUGGAACUUAGAGUGAAAAGAUGUGACCACUGCACUGGUUCAUGUUUGGUGUCGAGUAAAUGGAGCUUACUUUAAUAGUUCCAAGAAGAUUUCUAGAGUAUGUAGAGCAACCGAAAAAUGUUUGUUGCGGUUCUUGAGGAUAACUAGUGAUUAUUUAACCAUCAUCUUCAUCAAAUUUCUUCAAUUAAAGCGGCAAUAGCUGUUCUAGACUUUUUUGCUCUUAAAAGGGUCGUUCGAGUAUCCUUUUACGCUCUCUUUACUCUAAGAACCAGGACAAAAAACUACCCCGACUCCACUCUAACUCCGUGUUGAAUAGUUGAACACAAACCACACGACAAAAUAUCUGUUCUUACUCUAAUUUAACUUCGUGUUGAACCGUUCACGGAAAUUCAAAUUGAAGAGUUGGCAACAUUGUUAACGUGGUUCGUGGUUGUCAAACAACAUAACCUCAAAACAACAAAAAUUUGUAUUUUUGAAUUUUUGUUUAUCUUCAAUUUAAUCAUUUUAAUCAUUUUAUUAAUUAUUAAAGACCACAUUGAUCACAAGUAGAGCAAAUUGUGAGUUAAAAUGGAAAAGGACAAAAGCAGGGGCCUCAAACACAUCAAAGACAAGCGAAAAUACAAAGCCAACUCUACAAAGAACCCGAAAUAUCUGCCCCAACCCCAAAAACCGAAACCCAUUUUGGGCUCCAAUUGGGAUCGGUACGACAAUCAGGAUCCGGAGGAGCACCAAUUAAGCAGCAGUACAGACUUUGCUGUUUUAUCAAGUUUACCUGCUUCAUUAGGAAGUCAUUUUCAGUUCAAAAACGAACAAAUUGGCAACAAUGUGGAGACGAGUUUUAGUUUGAAUUUGGAUUUGUUGGACAAAAGCGUAUCGGGGGUGGCGUUUUAUGAUCGAAUAGGGAUAGGAAAAGAAUGGUUUGAGGAACCAGAAAUAACAGAAAUGAAUCAAAAAGCCCGCAAAAAUUUGGAAGUUUUUAAUGAACUAUUAACCAAAAAUAGCAAUUUGGAAAAUGAAGAAAUUGUCUCGGAAGAGGAUUGUUCCAGCACUAGCACCAGUAUAGAAACAAGUGAUAUUUGCAAUAAAAAAGACCAAGAUGAUGAUGUUUCAGAGUUAAUUGAUAGUUGUUCAUUAGAAGAAACCAAUCAAAAACCAGAUCAAGUAAGCGUUGACAAACCAGAAAAUAAUGAUUUGGAACAAUGGCUUGAUGAUAUUUUAGAAGAUUAAUAAAUUUAAUUUAAAAUCAAUUUUUUUAAAUUUACUCCAGACUACUCUAACCUACUCUUAAGCUACCUCAGGAAUCCAGAAGGUCAAUUUUAACCAGUUCCAUUGGUUCCUGGUUCAGCUAUAAUUGAUUCCGGAUCGAUUCUGAGCUGGUUCUGAGAAUUCAACAAAAGCCAUAAAUUCGAGGCUUGAAAAAUUUCUCCUGUACCAAAAUCGGCGGUAAAAUAUCUAGUAAUUCAGAAAUGAUUCGGAACUAUUCGCAAGCAAAUUUCAAAUUAUGUCACAAUACGAAUAUUCAAGGAAAAUUCCAAAUUUUGGACAGUUCUUUCUUCACGGUUCAUCUAGAAGUGACUCCGAAUCGAUUCUGAACUCUGAUUCUAUCGUUCGGAAUUUAACAGGAACCAUAUGUUCAAGACCUAGAUUUUCAAGUUUCUCUUUGAAUUUGGUUGCAGAUUGGGGCUUGUGUCCCUAUAUGCGAAUGACAAUAAAGUACCUGCAUUUAAAAUUUAAAAAGGCAAUAUUUUUUUGCGUUACACCGAAUCACUCCGAACAUAAAAAUCUGGAGUGCCUCAGUUCGACUUGCUUUUGCAUUUUACUAACAUAAUUUUUUGAGGCCUGUUUUCUCACAACAUACACUUCGAGUCUCGGCUCUGGCUGUUCGGGUACUAGUUUUUAGCGUAGCUAGUGACUCUGCGUUCGAGAAGUGAAAUAGAAAUCACUCCAAAUGUCCCAACUGCACGCUCACUCCGUGCAGUCUGAGUACUUUUUUCCGACUGUUCGGGCCUGGCUUUUCACAAAACUAUAAUGUCGGUUGCGGAUCACCGAAUUUUGAGUUUAGGAUGGUUCUUUGUUCGAGGUUUAACUGGAAUCGGUUCCGGAAGAUCAAAUUGAACCAGUUCCAUCGGCUCUUGGAUUUCCCAAUUCAGCUAGAAUUGGUUCCGGUCGGUCCUCAACGGGUCCUGAGGAUUUAACAAUAACCAUAAAUUCUACAAAUGCUCUACUUUAUUAGAAAAUUUCGAGUUUUCGUUUGCAAAAUUCGUAGACAAAAUUGAUUAUGUCGCUCGCGGAUCACUGAAUUCCGAAUUUUGGACGGUUCUUUGUUCGCGGUUUAACUGGAAUCGGUUCCGAAAGAUCGAAUUGAACCAGUUCCAUCGGUUCUUGGAACUUCCCGAUUUAGCUAGAAUUGAUUCCGGAUCGUUUAUG